AUGAUUGAAAAAAGUAUUAACCAAAACGAUUACCAAUGGCAAUCAAAUCUUGAACUCUCACUCCGUCUACCGUCUCCUCCGCCACUUGAAUCUCCUCCUCCUCCUCCACCGUAUCCUCCGCCACUUGAAUCUCCUCCUCCUCCUUCGCCACUUGAAUAUCCACUACUGUCCACAACUACGUCACUCUCACCACGGAAAACUCCAAACGAAUCUGAGGAGAUCCCAACUCAACACAACAAUGAAACUUCAAACCACCAACAACAACCAAUGGAGAUAGUCGAACCACAACCAAGACCAAGACGACGUAGAACGAGAGCGGACAUGACAAGAAUUGAGCCACCGUAUCCAUGGUCAACAGACCGACGAGCGGUAAUCCACGAACUCAAGUACCUUCAAUCAAACAACAUUGUCACAAUCAAGGGGGAAGUAAAAUGCAAAAAAUGUGAGCAAAAGUAUGAGAUGGAAUAUGAUCUGAUGAAUAAGUUCAAUGAAAUAGCAAGAUUUAUUGAAUACGAAAAAGAUAGUAUGCAUGAUAGAGCUCCAAAAUGUUGGACAAAACCUAUUUUGCCAAAUUGCAAUUUGUGCAAUAAAGAAAGAUGUGUGGAGCCAGUGAUAUCUGAAGAAGAUUAUACUAAAAUCAAUUGGCUGUUCUUGCUCUUGGGAAAAUUUCUGGGUUGUUUGAAGCUUAAACAACUCAAAUAUUUUUGUGCUCAAACAAAUAUUCAUCGAACUGGGGCCAAGAAUCGUCUUCUUUAUCUCAUUUAUCUCACUUUGUGUUACCAACUUCAACCCUCCAAUGAACUCUUCACAAUUAGUUGA
Molecule: messenger RNA, 819 nt
Organism: Benincasa hispida (wax gourd)
Lineage: Eukaryota; Viridiplantae; Streptophyta; Magnoliopsida; Cucurbitales; Cucurbitaceae
Source: RefSeq, a predicted model, not a curated record